CCUGUAAGCUUCCGAUGGUUGGCAAAGGCGGAGCCAAGUGAAACGUUACCCGGGCUGUAGCCCGGGGUCAUUUUCUGUAAAUUCCUUAUUAUCAUGUAAUGUUUCCUUUUAAUUUUACCUGGGGCCCCUUUUUUUUUACUUUAUAGCCCGGGUGGCAUCCAAAUCCAGCAAAGAGACCAAGAAAAAUAAAAUAAAAUCCUUUUUUCACACCCGUCCGAUUCAUGCAUCCAAAUCCAACGAAGUGAGAAGGAAGAAAAAUAAAAUAAAAUCCCUCUUUCUCACAUCCCCGCUUGAUUUCUUCUCGAUUCUUCUUCUUGCUCUUCACGUUCCGCGCCUCUCUCGAUUAGUCGAUGACCGCUUGCUCGGGCUGCAACAUCCUCAAGGAAGUCAUCUUCCUCUUCAUCGAGAACCCCCGCAUCUUGUCCUCCCCUCCUCAUCUCUCUCUUUGCCAACUCCCUCUUCUUUUCCGCCUUUGAGUUUUCCACCUUCUCCCUCUUCGGCGAAGAGUCUUCGCCUGCAGUUUCGCCGCUUUAGCCACCAGUCCACCACUAACCCCAAGAGCCCUGCAUACUCUGAACUCUUCUAUCGGCCAGGUUAUUUUAAUGUCAAAUCAAGAGAGAAAAAGGGGAAAUAAUAUUCUAUCAUUCUUUAAGCCAAGAAUUGAUAAUCCUUUAUCAUCCGAGAGGACCGAGACUAAUACAUCCAUUCCUAAUGAGGAGUUCGAACCUUCUUCUAAAUCUCAAAGAGUUGAGUUUGAUGAAACAUCACUUGAACGAGAUCCUGGAUUGCGUAUUCCAAUGUGGCGACAUCCAGUUAAUUAUCGUGAUGAAAUUAGACGAGCUUAUAUUAAAAUGGGCCCAUAUCAACCUAAAUUGCAAGAGUACCCACGAUCUGAAUCAGGAAAUCAACAUCGUCGAUUUCAAUAUACAUGGUUUAAAAAAUUUCCAUGGUUGGAGUACUCUUCUUCAAAGGAUGCGGCAUUUUGUUUUCCAUGUUAUCUUUUUGAAUUAAGUGAAGCACAACAAUCUGCAUUUACAGUUGAAGGGUUUAAAAGUUGGAAACGCGUUAAUGAUGGAGCCAAGUGUGCCUUUUUGUCUCACAUGGGAAGUUCUAAGUCAGUGCAUAAUAAAUCUGUAAAAUCUGUUGUUGAUGUGAUGAAUGUAACUCAACAUAUAGAUAAAGUUAUGAAUCGAGAAUUUUCUGAACAGAUUCGAAAGAAUCGAUUAAGGCUUGCAGCAACAAUUGAGAGCGUUCGUUGGCUUAGUUUGCAAGCAUGUGGAUUGAGAGGACAUGAUGAAACUUUAGAUUCCCAAAAUCGUGGUAAUUUCAUUGAGACGCUAAAACUUUUGGGAAAAUGGAAUGCUAGUAUUGGCGAUGUUAUCUUAGAGAAAGCUCCGGGAAAUGCAAAGUAUACCUCACCAGAUGUUCAAAAAGAAAUUUUACAUAUUAUUGGUAACAGAGUCAGAAAUAAAAUCCGUGAUGAAAUUGGAGAUUCUAAGUUUUGUAUUUUGGUGGAUGAAGCGAAGGAUGUAUCUAACAAAGAACAGAUGGCUAUAAUUUUGAGAUUUGUUGAUGUCCAUGGCUUUUUACGGGAGCGUUUUUUUCAAAUUGUGCAUGUUCAUGACACCACAGCUGCAACACUUAAGAAAGAAAUAUGUGAUGUACUCACUAGAUAUAAUCUAGAAAUACAUAAUAUGCGAGGUCAAGGGUAUGAUGGUGCUAGCAACAUGUCUGGUGCUUUUAAUGGAUUGCAAGCUUUAUUUCUUAAAGAUUGCCCCUAUGCAUAUUAUGUGCAUUGUUUUGCCCACCGACUCCAACUAGCGUUAGUUGCAGCUGCUGAAAAUGAGAUCUCUAUAUGGCUUUUCUUUUCGAAUAUGACGACUAUUGUUAAUCUUGUUACAUCUUCUGCCAAACGCAAUGCCGAGUUACAAUCUGCUCAAGUUAAUGAAAUUGCACAUUCUGUUGUUGUCGGUGAACGUGAGACUGGGCGAGGAGCUAAUCAGAUUGGUACUUUGCAUCGAGCAGGAACUACUCGUUGGAGCUCCCAUUUUGAAUCUAUUUGCGACUUAAUAGAUAAGUAUAAUGCAAUUAUUAAUGUGCUUGAAAACAUUGUCACUGAUGGUUCCUCUACUUCGAUGCGUGGGGAAGCUGGCGGUUCCUUAAUAGUGAUGAAGUCUUUUGAUUUCAUUUUUAUUUUGCAUUUGAUGCAUAAAAUUAUGGGGAUCACAGAUUUACUUUGUCGUGCCUUGCAACAUAAAUCUCUUGAUAUCAUAAAUGCAAUGGAUUUGGUCUCUACAACUAAAGCACUUCUUUUGACAUUGAGAAAUGAUGGUUUUGAUAUUCUUCUUUCAUAUGUCAAAUCAUUUUGCACAAGAUUAGAUAUUGAUAUACCAGACAUGAGUGCUCAUUAUAAGCAUUCUAGUCGUUCAUGUCGGCAAAGGGAUACCAUCACAGUUGAGCAUCACUUUCAUUACGAUAUAUUUAAUACUGCAAUAGAUUUUCAAUUGGAAGAGUUAAACUCUAGAUUCAGUGAUGAGACAGUAGAACUUCUUAUGCUUAGCUCCGCCUUAGACCCAAAAGAUAAUUUUAAUUGGUUCAACAUUGAUAAGAUUUGCACUCUCGCUGAGAAGUAUUAUCCUGAGGACUUCACUGAACAGGAAAUGCAUAAUUUGAGGUGUCAACUACAACAUUAUGAGCUCAAUGUGGUUUGUCAUGAAAAAUUUCAAAAAAUGUCCACUAUCUCAGAAUUGUGCCAAGGGUUAUUUGAAACAAAAAAAUUGCAAUAUUAUAAUUUGAUUGACAAGUUGAUUCGUCUAGUUUUAACUUUGCAUGUUUCUACGGCAACUACAGAGCGUGCAUUUUCAGCUAUGAAGCAUAUGAAAACAGUUCUUCGUAAUAGAAUGGGAGAGGAUUUUUUGACCGAUUCUAUGAUUAUUCACAUUGAGAGAGAGUUUGCUGCAAGUAUUGAUUCAGAUUCUAUAAUUGAUGAAUAUUAUACUUUGAAGAAUCGUAGAUCACAACUUCAAUAA
Zingiber officinale is the source of this 3029-nucleotide messenger RNA. RefSeq names its product zinc finger MYM-type protein 1-like. The record is from RefSeq and is a predicted model, not a curated record. Gene Ontology annotation, molecular function: protein dimerization activity. The transcript is spliced from 2 exons. The coding region runs from base 603 to 3029 and encodes 808 amino acids. NCBI's taxonomy places the organism in Eukaryota, Viridiplantae, Streptophyta, Magnoliopsida, Zingiberales, Zingiberaceae.